Messenger RNA from Musca domestica (house fly), 1609 nucleotides. Its product is annotated as serine--tRNA synthetase-like protein Slimp. The transcript has a single exon. Gene Ontology annotation, molecular function: ATP binding; serine-tRNA ligase activity; tRNA binding. Gene Ontology annotation, cellular component: mitochondrion. Lineage: Eukaryota; Metazoa; Arthropoda; Insecta; Diptera; Muscidae. Gene Ontology annotation, biological process: seryl-tRNA aminoacylation. Bases 97 to 1566 code for a protein of 489 amino acids. The record is from RefSeq and is a predicted model, not a curated record.
UGUUUUUGUUUUGAUUACGACAAAAGAAACUCCAACCGGGUGGGAAUUUCAUUGCAGGAGAAAUUCUUUAAAUUCCUGACUUAAAGAUCCUUUAAAAUGCACAAAUUACCAAGGAUAAUCCCAUAUACAACGCAUAUUUCAAGGAAUUUACUAAACUGCCAUGGAUUAUAUACCUCCUGCCAACGACAAGUGUCUGCCUUAUACAUAACCGGCGACAAGGCUCGUGAGAAUUAUGUGACUCUGCAACCAUACCUUGAUUUUAAAGGUACUUUUGCAGACAUGGAGUCACUGGAGAAUUCCAUUAAGAAAAGGAAAAUGACAAUGGACCUAAAGGAAGUGCAUCGGAUGUUUGAACACUACAAGGCCAAGUCAAAGGAAAUUGAAAAUGUGGAAAAGGAAAGGGAAAUGAUUGCCAAACAACUGAAAGAUAUGGGCAAGUCUAAGGACCAGCAAAACACAGAGACUAUGAACAGGUUAAAGGAGCAAGGCAAAGAACUGAGAAAUCGAUUGAAAUCCUUGAAAAAUGAUUUCUAUCCUGUGGAGGAUGAAUUUUGCCAGGCAUUUUUACAUUUGCCCAAUCUACUGGAUCGCCAAUGUCCAGAGGGGGAACAUGAAAGAAUUUUAUAUCGCAGUAAGUUGAAUGAAACACAAUCGCCGGAGGCACCAUCACAUUUGCAGCAAACGGACCAGAUCAGAUACAUUGACCACACCCGGUAUUAUUUGAUGAAGCAGGCCGCCAAAUUUGAUUUGUAUUGCACCGAUGCCAUGGUAAAAUAUUUCCUACAAAAAGAACAGUUCAUACAAACCUGUAAUCCAGAUUUUGUACGCUGUGUUUUGCUCGAGGCAAAUGCCACGCCCCUGGAACGUUAUCACAAAGUGGAGGAACAUCAGGUACAAAACAAACUUAAUGGGGCCUAUCUUACGGGUGGUGGCUCCUUUGAAAGUUUUCUGGGUGCGGUAACCAAACUGUGUGUCUACCCAUCGGUUAUACCUUUGAAGUACGUCUGCAGUGGGCGAUUGUAUGAAAGACCGAGUGAGGAAGAAAACCACGCAGCUUCCUUGUACACAGCCAUCCAGACAAAUGCCGUGCAGACUUUUGUGGCUUGCCUAAAUGCCCAGCAGGCUGAGGAACAUAUGGAUACAAUUCUAAAUCGUUGUGUUGAUUUCUAUAAGACUUUUGCCAAUCUACACUUUCGUGUGGUGUAUGUUAAGGCAGCGGAUUUAAUGCCUUCGGAAAGUUUACGAGCCCAAAUUGAGGUGUAUUCACCGCAUGAAAAACGUUAUGUGUGUGUGGGUCGUAUUAGCAAUUACAAGGAUUUCGUUAGCAAACGUAUACUCUUUACAAUGCGUGAACAAAAGGAGUAUAAAUUCUUGCAUUUAAUUGGGGGUCCCAUUCUAUAUACAACACGCCUCAUUGCUGCCUUAAUGGAGAGUCAGGAGCCCUUGGAUUACCAGAAACUUAUGGAGAAUUUGAAACUGAAACCACAGCAACAACAACAACAACCAUCUUCAUCAGAUGCUAGUAGUAAAGAAAAACUUGAAGAAUUCAAAUCGUUAUUUAAAUAAAACAACCGCAACCACCACCUGUUGCAGCAUUUCUAAAUGGAAA